Molecule: messenger RNA, 2010 nt
Organism: Leucoraja erinaceus (little skate)
Lineage: Eukaryota; Metazoa; Chordata; Chondrichthyes; Rajiformes; Rajidae
Exons: 5
Coding region: 82-720 (212 amino acids)
Biological process (GO): regulation of immune response
Cellular component (GO): cell surface
Molecular function (GO): MHC class I protein binding; coreceptor activity
Source: RefSeq, a predicted model, not a curated record
UGAGGGGCGACUGGUAUCACCUCACACAACAAAAUCCCCUCCUGCCAUUUCCAGCAAGAAACAUCUGCUCAGCUGGUCAAAAUGAUAUUCCUUUGGUGUAUGUAUAUCCUCAACUGCUGGAUACAUGGUGCGCAUUUUCAAUCCAUUCUGGAGCAGACUCCCGCAGAAGUACUCGCCGCCAAAGGAGAGCGACUGGAACUCAAGUGUUCCGGCAAAGGGCCACUCGGCCGGCUCUUCUGGUACAGACUGGACGACAACGCCGUGUCGCAACUUGUCAUAUCGCUCGAUAUCAUGCGGGUAAUUCGCCGGGGAUCGGGGAUAAGCGACCGCUUCCAUUUGGUGGAAAGCAGCAUUAGUCAAUACUUCAGCUUGGUGAUCAAAAACCUGAGCCUGGCGGACAACGGGACCUACCACUGUCUGAUGUUGACAUCACGAAUAGCCCACCUCGGGGGUGGAAGUGUGGUGACUGUAGUUCCAGAGAGAGCGAAAGUGACUUCGCCGCCUCCAACUACAAGGUUCCGCAGAAUCAACGUGUACAAGAAACCUUCGUUGCGGGGCAAGAAGGGACAAGACAAUAAAGAGUAUACCUGCGACUGGACUAUCUGGGGAUCUCUGAUCACCUGCAACCUUCUGUUUCUUAUUUCCAUCCUUUUGGUCAUCAUGCAUCGUCGGAAAAAGUAUCCGCAAAGACGAUGCCCACACCAGUUUCGCAAGAGAUAAGGAAGACAAAUCGUUGCAAGGUUAACAAUGAAGUGCAGGGCAGGUGAGGAAGGACAGUCGUGCAUCUGCCCAAGUGCGAAAUAUGCCUCGCAUCAUCUUCAUUGCAACUUUAGCAGACAUUUGCCCUCUCCUCAGGGACCAUCUCCUGUGUCACCGCCUCUUCACUCUGCAUUACUUUCCAUUUGAUUGCAUGGCAGAAUCUGCGGUUAUUCAAGGAAAUUUUUUAAAAAUACCACACGCUGCUGUUUAAAUGCUGGCGUAGUUUAGAUAUAAUGGCAACAUCGUGGCCAAUUGCAACUGUACAAUUAUUAGAAACGUUUAAAAAAAAAGGAAAGAACAGCCCACUUCAAAUGUGAUGUGCAUUUGAUUUGUACGUAUGUGAACGAUCAUAGCUCCAGUUGUUUGUCUGCCUGUAACAAAAGCCGUGGUCCUUACGUUUUCCUUAACAAUCGGAAACAAAGAUACCAAGUCAAGCUAGACCAUGUCCCACUGAAAGUUCAGUUUUGUUUUCAGUUUGGACAUACAGCGUGGAAACAGACCCUUCAGCCCACCGAGUCCAUGCCGACCAACAAUCCAUCAGUUCCAUGUUGUCCAGCAUGCAUCCUACAUGCUAGGGGCAAUUUAUAACUUUACCAAGCCAAUUAACCUACAAACCUGCACGGCUUUGGAAUAUGAAAGGAAACCAGAGCACCCGGUGAAAGCCCAAGUGGUUACAGUGCAAACUCUGUGCAGACAGCACCCCAAGUCAGGAUCGAACCCGGGUCCCUGACGCUGCAAGACUGCCUUUGUCUCUGCGGGUUUGCUCUUAUUACCAGAUGGCUUCGUUCCUGCUAGUUAUCCACUGUAAUCUGUGAAAAGCUUCUGAAGUGGGGAAUGACUGUGAUGUUAGAAACUCAAUGUCCAGCUAUUGAUCGAGGCACGAGAAACUGCAUAUGCUGGAAUAUGGAACCAAACACAAAGUGCUGGAGGAACGCAGUGGUCAGGCAGAACCUGUGGAGGAAAUGGACAAGCGAUGUUUCUGGCCAGGACUGAAGGGUCUCAACCAGAAAAGUAGUCUGUCUAUUACUGUUAAAAAUGUUGCUGACCCGCGGAGUUCCUCCAGUACUUUAUGUUUUGCUCUACAUAAAUUAGCUUAAUGUUUUACCUCUCUCUCUCCCAGCCUGCUUCUAGCCUUCUGUACAAUCUGAAUGGCUCGAUUGUAUAAUCUUCCCGCUGACUGGUUGCACGCAACAAAAGCUUUUCAUUGUACUUCGGUACACGUGACAAUAAACUAAAUUCCAGACUCCAACU